ACAGGCGUGUACCACCAUGCCCUGCCCAAUCACCAAAUCUAAAGACUUGUUUGAGUCCAUGGUGAGUCCAGGGAAAGAUAACUACAGAAUGAAAAGUUAUAAGAAUAAAGCCCUAAAUCCUCAAGAGAUGCAUAGAAGAAGAGAAGAAGAAGGAAUACAGCUUCGAAAACAAAAAAGGGAAGAACAGUUGUUCAAACGAAGAAAUGUCUCUCUGCCCAGAAAUGAUGAUUCUAUGCUAGAAAGUCCUAUCCAGGAUCCAGAUACCAGUUCUACUGUACCCAUUCCAGAGGAAGAUGUUAUUACCAAAGAUAUGGUUCAGAUGAUUUUUUCUAAUAAUGCUGAACAACAACUAAUGGCAACACAGAAAUUUAGAAAACUCCUUUCUAAAGAACCUAAUCCACCAAUAGAUCAGGUAAUACAGAAACCAGGAGUUGUACAGAGAUUUGUGAAAUUUCUUGAAAGAAAUGAAAAUUGUACUUUACAAUUUGAAGCUGUGUGGGCAUUAACUAAUAUAGCAUCUGGAACUUUUCUGCAUACCAAGGUAGUGAUUGAAACUGGAGCAGUUCCAAUUUUUAUCAAACUUCUUGAUUCAAAACAUGAAGAUGUUCAAGAACAGGCUGUUUGGGCACUUGGUAAUAUUGCUGGGGACAAUGCAGAAUGCAGAGAUUUUGUUUUGAAUUGUGAAAUACUUCCGCCUCUUUUAGAAUUGUUAACAAAUUCAAACAGACUUACAACAACCAGAAAUGCUGUAUGGGCCCUUUCAAAUUUAUGUAGAGGCAAAAAUCCUCCUCCAAACUUUAGUAAGAUGUGGGAGACCUUUCUUGACAUUCUGCCUUCCUGCCAUGUGACCAAAAACACUCACAGAGGAACACAAAUCCAGCAUACCCAUUGUGCUGCUGUCCCGCCGCUGUCGGGGCUCCAGAAGGCAGGACAGGUUGUAGCUGAGGACAGAGAGGAACCUGUGAGCCCACGGAGAGCCUCACCUCAAGUCUCCCUACCAGGGCCUGCCCAGCAGCCCGAGUCCCGGUGCCCCAGCAGUCACCAUGCUGCAGGGUGUGUGGACGACGAUGGAGCUGUGGCCACGGGCUCUCUGCAGCUGCAGCCGUGGAAGGGACUAACUGGGCCUCAGCGACAGCACUCUCAGGGAGGAAGGUUUCAGUUAAACUCAAAGAAGCGGCUCAGGUCAGAUGACCGCACCCCCACACCCACAUCACAGGCGGGUCUAGAGCUGAUGGAGGAGAGGCAGAUGGCAGAUCUCCAGAGGAAAUGGCCAGUGCCCUCUCACACUUACCCUGGCCACCUGGAUCCAGUGCUCCAGCACGCUGGCCCUGUCUCUAGCCUUCAUGCUGGAGUCCCCGAGGAAGGAGGUGAUCACACAUUCGGCCACGAGAUUAAAAUGUGUGACGGUGGCCUGAACGGUGGGCUCCAGGUGUUCAUUGCCCGUUGUGUUUCUGUGGGUCCAAACGGAGCCCAGGCAUUCCCAGGGCACCACUUUCUUGAACAGCUCCUGUGGAGGAGGACAAUGUCACCUGGGCAGAACCCACCUCAGAGAGUCUAUGGCUUCAUCCGACAACAGGCAGGGGGCUGUGGCCUGAGUUGCAGAUCAGGAAGCUGUAGAUAUGGACAGAGACUUCUGCAAAUGGCUGAGGUUUGUCUACUGCCCAUGGGUGAUGGCCUUAGUCAUGACCCAGGACUUGGCACUGAUUCACUUCCCAGUGACCUGUCAGGCACAGAAGAGACAUCCCUGCAGUUCUGGGAAUCCGAGUGCCCAACCAAAAGCCACGGAAGCCUUCCAGACUGCUGCAUCCCUCACCUUCCGUUUCUGCCUUGCAGGGCUCUGGAUGCUCCCCGUGAGCAAGGCGAAGGAGCAAGGGAGGCUCCACGUCUGCUCCAGGCUAUUAUAGAUGCAAGUAUUUUUCCUGUUUUGAUUGAGAUUCUUCAGAAAGCAGAGUUUCGCACCAGAAAGGAAGCAACUUGGGCAAUAACUAAUGCAACCUCAGGAGGGACUUCAGAUCAAAUAAGGUAUUUGGUAGCCUUAGGCUGCAUUAAACCACUUUGUGAUCUUUUGACUGUUAUGGACUCCAAAAUAGUUCAAGUGGCUUUAAAUGGACUUGAAAAUAUAUUACGUCUUGGAAAACAAGAAUCUAAGCAGAAUGGAGUUGGCAUUAAUCCAUACUGUGCUCUCAUUGAGGAAGCAUAUGGUCUGGAUAAAAUUGAGUUUCUGCAAAGCCAUGAAAAUCAGGAAAUUUACCAAAAGGCUUUUGAUCUGAUUGAACAUUAUUUUGGUGUUGAAGAAGAUGACCCCAGCAUUGUACCUCAGGUGGAUGAAAGCCAACAGCAAUUUGUAUUUCAUCAGCAGGAAGCACCAAUGGAAGGCUUCAGCUUUAAUUUGGGAGCAAAGAAAGAUGCCAUUAUUGGUUAACUUUUCAUCUACUUUAUAAAACCAACAAACUAGAUAAAAUGGAACCAUUGAAAAUACUUAAACCAGGCAGAAAAGAGUUAAAAGACCAAAAGAGAAGGGAAGAAGGAACAAAUAACAAGAUGGUGGAUCAAUAUUCAACUGCUUCAGCAAUCACACUGAUAUGAGAUGGUUUCUCACUGGGGUUUUGAUUCUCACUUUGGUGAAGGCUAAUGACACUGAGCCCAGUCCUUGAGUAUACAUCUAACAGGCCAUGGAAAAGAAUCACACCAGAGGGACACCUGCAUUCCCAUGUUUAGUACAGCACUGAUUGCAGUAGCUGGGGUGUGGAAUUGGCACUUUGCAGGCUGCAUUACCCUGGAGGUGAUUUUGAUCACUUACUAAACCUCUCCCUUGGUGGAUUUAGGACCACCACGCCAGUGACCUCUCCAGUCCCAAUCCCAGGCUGCAGCACUGCCCUGGCCCAGCGGACGCGCCACAGAAAGAAGGCUGCGUGGCUGAAUUUUCUUCCGAGACACCUCCGGCCGCCCUUCUUUUUGGAUUGGAGCAACUAGGGCUGCACCAGGGUGCAGGCGACUCCUCUGCCUUCCGCUGGGCUCGAGCGCCCCCGCGCCCCUCCCCAGGGCUCUCCAGAGACAGAACCGGGCGACGGUGGCGGUGCCCAAGGAGUCUGGUUUUCCGCCCAACUUCCUCAAUCUCGUAUGAGCUUAGCUGCCCACUGUCCAGUUGAGGGCUUCACACUGAAGUGCGCAGGGAAAGAGGGGUGGUAAAUUCCUUAUGGUGACAGAGCUAGCGAACACAGCGGAGUAGCGCGGUGCCUCCCGCGCCCUGGGACCCCACGUCCGCUCUCGCUGCACCCAGAGCUCCCCGCACCGGCCCUGCAGCCCUGCCCCACUCCACUCCCGCCCGACUCACGGGACCCGCGCCGGAAUCUCUUCCACGGACUUGAAUCGCCCGGUCCACAGCAGGAUUCUCU
This is a messenger RNA of Fukomys damarensis (Damara mole-rat), 3395 nucleotides long. It is a transcript of the gene Kpna5, whose product is annotated as karyopherin subunit alpha 5. The record is from RefSeq and is a predicted model, not a curated record. Gene Ontology annotation, molecular function: nuclear import signal receptor activity; protein binding. Gene Ontology annotation, cellular component: nucleus; nucleoplasm. Gene Ontology annotation, biological process: NLS-bearing protein import into nucleus. Lineage: Eukaryota; Metazoa; Chordata; Mammalia; Rodentia; Bathyergidae. The transcript has 19 exons. Bases 17 to 2422 code for a protein of 801 amino acids.